AUGGAUUCCGCCGGCCAUAUUCUAUUGACAGCCAGCAACUUGUACGCUCGGGCAAACGCUACCAAUGGAACCAGCACCGAAGCAAGCCAAGAUCACGCCUCGAGACCUCCAGUAUACAAAGCAAUUGGUAUCAUUCUUGCCGUAUGCUCUGGUCUCUUUAUUGGCACAUCGUUCGUCUUGAAAAAGCAUGGCUUGCUCAAGGCGAAUGAGAAGUACAACGAGGCUGCUGGCGAGGGCUACGGUUACCUCAAAAAUGGGUGGUGGUGGACAGGAAUGAUUCUGAUGAUCAUAGGCGAGAUUUGCAACUUUGUGGCAUACGCUUUUGUCGAUGCCAUUCUUGUUACCCCUUUCGGAGCUCUCAGUGUUGUCAUCACUACGGUACUAUCUGCAAUCUUCCUCAAAGAACGUCUCAGUUUCGUUGGCAAGGUUGGUUGCUUUCAAUGUGUGAUUGGCGCCGUCAUCAUCGCCCUGAAUGCUCCUGAGCAAUCUUCCGCUGCCAACAUCCAGCAAAUGCAACAUUUUGUCAUCGCACCGGGUUUCUUGACAUAUACUGGAGUUGUCAUUCUAGGCUGUGCCUUUACUGCUCUUUGGGCUGGUCCCCGCUACGGCAACAAGAGCAUGUUUGUCUAUCUCACCAUUUGCAGUCUUAUUGGCGGAUUGAGCGUUGUUGCGACCCAAGGUCUUGGUGCUGCUAUCGUUGCUGCGAUUGGCAAGACUACCCCUGUCAACCAGUUCAAGCAAUGGUUUCUCUGGGUCUUGUUCGUUUUCGUUAUUGGUACUCUCUUGACUGAGAUCAUUUAUCUCAAUAAAGCGCUCAAUAUCUACAACGCCGCUCUGGUCACACCGACAUACUACGUCUACUUUACUUCUGCCACCAUCAUCACCUCAGCUAUCUUGUUCAGAGGAUUCGGUGGCAGCACAGUGGGUAUCGUGAGUGUCAUCAUGGGCUUCCUGACAAUCUGUUCUGGUGUUGUGCUGCUCCAACUUGCGAAAUCCUCCAAGGAUGUGCCGGACACAGCUGUCUUCAAAGGAGACCUGGAUCAAGUCCGCACCAUUGCCGAGCAGGAAGAGCCAGAGACCGAACCACGCGCCGAUACUAUUCGUGGCGGUGCCGCAAUCGUUCGCGCGAUGAGCAGAAAACGUACUAUGAAGCAGCUUGACGAAGCUCGCACAAUCGCUAGCGAGCACAUGGAACCCAUUGGCGAGGACGAUCAAGUCUACUUCGAUGGCAUACGUCGCCGCAAGACUGUCGUCGGAUCCAGUGGACACCAAUCGUUACGGUCAUCAACAAGGACUGCCCAUCCUCCUCUGGGGCUGACACACUUC
Molecule: messenger RNA, 1326 nt
Organism: Aureobasidium namibiae CBS 147.97
Lineage: Eukaryota; Fungi; Ascomycota; Dothideomycetes; Dothideales; Saccotheciaceae
Product: DUF803-domain-containing protein
Exons: 4
Biological process (GO): magnesium ion transport
Cellular component (GO): membrane
Molecular function (GO): magnesium ion transmembrane transporter activity
Source: RefSeq, a predicted model, not a curated record